AUGGCUUAUACGACCCCCAAUCCUCUUGCUGUCGAACCCAUGAGCAACGAAGUCGAUACAACGAUCCCAGACUCCCCCUCAAGUCUUCCUCAGACUCCCCGCAACACCAAAUCUUCGUGGGUUGCUCGCAACAGAAACAAACUUCUUAGGCGUAUUGCUCUCUUCAAGUCACCCAAGAUGGAGGCACCCAUGAUAGCCUCGACUUCACCUACGCCUACAGACAAUCAACACAUUGGAACAGAGUAUGUCUCUACCCAACAUGAGGAAGCUCCUCGCUCUGUUUCCCCCGAUUCAGCGUUAAUCGGCAUGGGCCACGAUGGAACACACGGAGAGGGAUUGCAGUCGCCGCCGCCGCCGCCGCCGCCGGCGUCCAACCCACAAUAUCAGUACCAGAACGUUCCCUCGCCGUCAUCAUAUCCGCAGUUUCCAAAGGAGGCGGACUUGGGCAUCUAUGCUACUUACCCUGCAACGUUCUCCGGAGGAUCCAAUUCAUACUCGCCGCCACCCAUGGGAAUGUACGGAGUAUUGCCCACGACACCUCAAGUAAUUAACUUCCAGAACUGGGGACAGGCAGAUGAUGUCCAGUGCUUGAUAAGUUCCCCUCAAACCCCGUUCACCCCAUUCGGACAGCCACCUUUUGCACAGCCAGUCUAUGGACAAGCAGGACAGGGACAGCCGCCCUAUGCACAGCCGCCCUUCGAAUGCUCUUCCCAGCGCGGCCCAUAUCGCGACAAGGUCAGCUGGCUUGGGAUAACGUUGUGGUCCCUGUCCAUUUUUUCAACCAUUGGGAGCGGGAUCUGGUUGGGUGUCGCCUUGAUUCAGCCCAAAUGGGGAAAGACAGUUUCCUCCGCUCAUGGAGCCCUUCCACCGUCGACAGCUUCUUUGCUCACUGCCCUGAUUGCCAAGUUGAUCGAAACCUCCUUCGUUGCCGUGUUUGUUGCCUCUGUUGGCCAGAUCCUUACGAAAAAGGCCUUUGAUGUUGGCAACAGAGGUGUUACGUUGGGCGAGUUCGGCAUGAAAAACUGGGUUGUUAAAGUGGGAUUUACCCCUUUGGGUGUUCUAUGUAUGCUCGCCACCCUCGUUGCAGUGUUAUACACCACAGCCUCGGACGCUCUCGUUGCUCCCAAAUUGAAAUGGGGCAAACCCGAAAUGAUCGUCAUGAAGAAUUACGCCAUGACUAGCUAUGGGAACGUACAAUUCGUCAAGCAAAGCUGUCAUCUGCCGGAUGGGCUGCUGGCCGAUGACCAGAGCCAAGAUAGUUGUCUUGCUGCGUCUCUCUCAGACUUUGGCCGGAACAACACAAAGCCAGAGGGACGUUACAUGUCCAACAGGCCCCCAGUAACAGCAACGCUCUACGACAAUGUCACUGUCACAGGGACGUGGAUUAAUACCGAACAUAGUGACCCCAUGGCAAGCUACGAGAAGUACAAAAGAACUAUCAACAAUGUGACUCUAGCAGUUCCUCACCCUGGGGUGUACGACGCAGCAACAGAUCCCGUUAAUGAAAUACUUCAGCCCAGCGAUCUUUCCGGAGUAGGAGAAUACAGGUUAGCGGCAAGCGCGGUCAGCCCGGCGCUGAAUGUCCUCUGUGUGGGGAUGACCGAAGAGGAGCUUGCGCCUCUUGUAUACACAACAUGGCCUCAUGCCAACUUAACGGACGCGGAGCUCCCAGGCGAAAAGACAGGUGGGUUGAAUUGGUUAGACGAUGUCCCUCCAUCCAGCGAAAGUGAAUGGGUCAAUGGGACUGUUCUCAAUGCCACCGUUGUGGAUGACAUAUUUAGAUGGGGCAAAGGCUACCAACGACGACCACCGGUCUUUCAGAGGUUUCCGUCAGAAUACAACGUAAUUAUCAAUGCGACAGUCGCAAGUUCAAACGACUGGACCCACAAGUCAGGCUCUGUCUAUACACUCGUCAACAACAAUGCCACGGACGACUACACGUUGUGUGAGAUCCGGUCGUGGCUCUCCAUCAACUGUUCAACGCAUCUCAACAUCUCAGGGACGACCGGCGCUCAUAUGUCGGCAAACUGUGAAGAUGAACACGAUCCAGUCAGCUACCGCAAGUCAGUCCCGGGCGCUGUGGAACUGGAUGAGUCUGACUGGAAGUGGUUAGCGCAAUCAUGGCAGCUAGCCAUUUAUAUGAACUCCGGGUUGACGACCCUAAAUUCUUCACGAGAUCGCAUACUGACUGCACUACCAUUGGAGGAUCACCACCUCCCCAACAGAGUGCCAUCCCUCGCUGAAGUCCUGGCGGCACUUGUCAGCCCGACAUUGAUCUCUGGCUCUAUAAAGACGCCUGUUGUUCACUAUUGGCACCCAGAGACGACACCAGUUGUUUUGCCGGGAUGGGAGAACAACUUUAACGCUUCAAUCACGAAACAAGAGUACACAUCGGGCUCUGCUAUGGAUUGGCAACGCGCAUUUCUAACAAUCCUGAUUAUGGGGUUUUUACUAAACUUGUUUUGCUUGGUUCAUUUGUUCAUUCAGCUCAGGGGUCGGCCACUUACCGACUUCACGGAUCCUGCAAACUUGUUUGUCCUGGCCAUCAAUUCUCCUCCCAGUCAGGCACUCAGCGGAACAUGUGGAGGAGGACCCACAGGUUAUCAGUUGGAUGUGCCAUGGCGUAUCGGCUACUCAGAACAAUCAAACCACUACUUCUUUGAGGAAGCAACUGAAAAGAGGCAGAGGCUCAAGAGGAAGAAGGCAAUUGGCCGUCGGGAUAUGGUCACUUCGGAAAUGGAGCUGGUAGACUUCAAAGAUGGCGACAUCAAGGCAAAGAUGGAUGACCCGAGGCAGAGCUAUGUCAAGUUGAGCAACCAUAAGAGCUGGCUGUAAGGUUAUUUAUCCGGAGGAAAUAAUGGUGCUGAUUCGGGACGGGACAUGUCGCAGCAUGGAUAUCUGCUGUCUGUAAUACAAGGGGAAGUAUUCAAUCAUAACACAUGAUUUUGCACCU
Messenger RNA from Neurospora tetrasperma FGSC 2508, 2953 nucleotides. RefSeq lists its product as uncharacterized. NCBI's taxonomy places the organism in Eukaryota, Fungi, Ascomycota, Sordariomycetes, Sordariales, Sordariaceae. The transcript is spliced from 6 exons. Bases 1 to 2835 code for a protein of 944 amino acids. The record is from RefSeq and is a predicted model, not a curated record.